UCAAAGUGAUUUUGCAAAUGUUGUGUUUGGUUUUGUAUUUGGGGUUUUGUAUUUUGUAAAAAAUAUAAAAGUUAGUUUAUCUUAAGAGCAAAAACUGCUUUGAAAUUGAUUUCUAUUCAUCAUAUUAAAUGAAUAUUUGUCCUGGAAUAACACUGUUCGUUAACAAAUCAGAAUCGAUUAAAGUUUAAUAACGCGUAUGUUUCUAGAGUGGGACUGAUGUAGAUAAGCAACAUGAGCAGCCAACACCAGUACAUGUCGGUGAACAACCCUUCCAGCUCAAGAGUUGGUGACAUUGAGCACAUCAGCCACCUCUCAGAGCACAUAGGGUCCCUGUGCCUCUCAUCAGAGUACUCCGAUGUGACCCUCAUAGUGGAGGGGCAGCGCAUUCCUGCGCACAAAGUGAUCCUUGCUGCCAGCAGCGACUACUUCAGGGCGCUGUUGUAUGGCGGCAUGCGAGAGGCUAAUCAGGCUGAAGUGGAGCUACAGGCGCCCUUGCAGGCUUUUAAAGCACUGCUGCGAUAUGUUUACUCUGGUCACAUGGGGCUGUCGCUGCUGCGCGAGGACACGGUGCUGGACAUGCUGGGGCUGGCGCACCAGUUCAACUUCCAGGAGCUGGAGGCCGCCAUCUCCGACUACCUGCGCCAGGUGCUCGCGCUGCGGAACGUGUGCGCCGUCCUCGACGCUGCUAGGUUGUACGGCCUAGAAGCGCUGAUGGACUACUGCUACAAGUUCCUGGACAGGAAUGCGGUGGAAGUACUGCAACAUGACACUUUUUUACAACUGUCAGUUGAAGCAUUACAAGGACUGUUGGAGCGGGACUCGUUCUUUGCUCCUGAAGUCGACAUCUUCAAAGCAGUGUGCAAUUGGUUUGAUGCCAACCAACAAUGGGUGAAGUCGGAUAGUGGUUCCGCCCAAGUUGGCAAGAUCUUCAAGUGCGUGCGCCUGACGCUGAUGAGCCUGGAGGAGCUGCUGACGGUGGUGCGGCCCUGCGCGCUGGUCACGCCCGACAUGCUGCUGGACGCCAUCCAGGAGAAGACGCAGACCAACAACACGGACCUGCCGCAUCGGGGGGUCUUGAUGCCCGAGAAGAACGUCGCGACGCCGCAGCGCGCCGCGCGCGUGGUCGCCGGCGACAUGCGCGCGGCGCUGCUGGACGGCGACACCGACACGUACGACAUGGAGCGCGGCUACACGCGCCACACCAUCACCGACGCGCCCGACAACCCCGGCAUCGUCGUGCGCCUCGGCGCCACCACCAUCAUCAACCACAUCCGGCUGCUGCUGUGGGACCGCGACAACAGGUCGUACGCGUACUACGUGGAGGUGUCGGUGGACCAGAAGGACUGGGUGCGGGUGGUGGACCACAGCGAGUACUUCUGCCGCUCGUGGCAGAACCUGUACUUCGCGCCGCGCGUCGUGCAGUACAUCAAGGUGGUCGGCACCAGCAAUACUAUCAACAAGGUGUUCCACGCGGUGUCGCUGGAGGCGUACCACACGGUGCGCGUGCCGCCGCUGCGCGACGGGCUGGUGUGCCCCACGCACAACGUGGCCACCGUCGACCUCUCCGCCGUCGUCAUCGAGGGCAUCAGUCGAUCGCGCAACGCGCUGCUGAACGGCGACACGGAGCACUACGACUGGGAGCAGGGCUACACGUGCCACCAGCUGGGCUCCGGCGCCAUCGUGGUGCAGCUGGCGCAGCCCUACAUGCUGUCGUCCCUGCGCAUGCUGCUGUGGGACUGCGACUACCGCCACUACUCGUACUACGUGGAGGUGUCGCUCAACUACUGGCACUGGGACAUGGUGGCCGACCGCACGCGCGACCCGUGCCGGUCAUGGCAAGUGAUCCACUUCAGCCCGCGACCAGUCUCCAUCAUCCGCAUCGUCGGCACCAACAACACUGUUAACGAAGUGUUCCACCUGGUGCACCUGGAGUGUCCGUCGCAAGUGGAGGAUGAGCCGAGUGAAGACCCUGCCGCCAAGAAACAACGCCCGUCGCGCGAGCGGGACGCACGCGAUGGCCGCGACGGACGCGACGCUCGCGACGGACGCGACGGACGCGAUGGUUGGCGCACUCCAUCCGAGCGUAACGGCAGCCCAGAUUCUAUGCCCGGCAACCCCGGGCCAGCGGCGGAGGCCGACUCCGCCCUAUCGCCGGAGACCGCUACUGAGGCGGAGGAGGGCUACGACGACUGAGUCUGGACGCGUGUCCAGGAGACUACGGCACUACGCACGUUCAGAGACUACGACACUACGCACAUGCAGUUCAUUUGACUUUGCCGAAUGUCCACCCAACAGACGGACAUGAGUAUUGCUGUUUAUUAUGACUUUUUUUCAUUCUGCACCAACUGAAAACUCAAUAGUUCCAAAGGUAAAGGUAACGUUCGGUUUUGGCGACCGUGACCUGUGACAGUGACUCGACCGCGACUCACUGCUUUGUUUGAAAUUAUACGAAGCGCUGCCAACAAUUUAAGCUACAAUGUCUUUUGAACAUUUUGUCUUUAUAAACCUCUACCUCUGUACCUAAAACGAAAAAUUAAAAUACAUACAUUUUUCUAUAUCUUAAGUAAUCUUUUACGUAUUCUUUUUAGUUUAAUUUAAAUUUAUAAAAGUGAAAGUUAAAUUACGAAAUAUCAAAAACAGCUUGACGUACAAACGUGAAAUUUAGCAGGGAGGUAGUUUAUAGUUGGUAGACGUCCGCUAAGAACGGAUUUUUCGACAAGGUUCGGAUUACCCUGACCUGUCACAAAAUGAGAUCUACGGGCGGACAAAAUCGCGGACGUCCGCUAGUAUCUUAUUUAACAUGAUAUUUCAAAAAGAUGGUCUCUUGCUUUUCACAUGGCGAUUUGUUGAUAGAGUUGAUACUUAUUUCUGGAGGCAUAGAUAAUGGCAGUACGUAUUAUGAACGUCAUAAGGCAACUGUCACUGUACCCAUGCUAUCUAAAAAACACUUUAGAUAAGUUGUCGACAUUUUGUGCUAAGUAAUAAUAAGAAUGAUACUUGUACCCAGACGAGUCCCUGUAGUCCUGUCACGGUCGCCGGUCGCUCUGGUCUCCAACAUCACAAUGGUUAUGAGGCCAUUAUUCACUCGUUGGACUAUUGUCGGAUCCAUGACAUUCCUAACACAGUAGUUAUGACUAAUUGGAAGGAAAGAGGUAUAUUAAUCACAUUUAGAAUAAAUGUGUAGUUACUAUUAUGUUUUCUUUUGCAACUUUACAACUGCAAACUUAAUAGUCGCGAACACGUUCAAUGCGACGACGUUUGUUGAGAUGCGGCUGCCGAUGGAUACGUCGAAUGGCGAAUUUGAGAUGUCACUGUAUUUGGUACGCUUCGUCAGCUAUUGUUAAGCAUGUUGCAACUACUACACUAGGUCUAACUCUAAGGUCGUAACUACUACACUACUGACACUAGGUCAUGCCCACAAUUUCGACUGCGUAAAUUGUACUAUUACCAUUAUAUUAUCAUGUUUGGCACAACCUUAAAAAGUUCCAGCUCAGCAUUGUGCUGCUUGUACCGAGCAAAUAAUGUUGUUCCAUGAAUCACUGUGCGCGUGUCCAUCACGUGGGGCAAAACUCCGAGCAGAUUGUAUCUAUAAUUUCUUCCUGCAACUGCAGUGGUGCAUGAAAUUGCAUUGACAAAUGCCUGCUGGAAUGGACGCACCUCGUGAUUGAAUGGACGUUAGACGCAAAUGUACAGUCAUUGCGUAUGUAUGUUGGAUUUUGCACUUUAUUCAUUAUUUAGUUUGUAAGUAGCAUAGUGUUUUCUAGUCUAUGCUUGUGCCUAUACACGUGAGCGCGAAGGGGUAACUAAACAACACCAGUGGAACAAAAAACUACAAAAAAUUAAUUAAUUAUGUCCUUUUCUAUCACCCUAAUAGCAGACAUUUCUUUUUAAAAUGUUAAUAUAUUAUUUAUCUCUGGCAUUGCUUUAGAACAUGUUUGCUGUAAAACCUCUCUCAAACAAAAAUUACAUCUCAGUUUUCUUUUAUGGUUUUCUAGCUCAGUUCAUUAUGGACCUUAAAAGAUUCAUUACGAGUGUGUUACCUUCAUAUUUCUAUUUUUAAUUUAUUGAAAUCUUUAAGGAUUUAUUCCCACAACUCAGUCUAAUUGACCAUCAGUGAAGUCAUGACAAUCCAUACAACCAUCAUUCUGGACAGUGAUCAGAACUUAUAACUUUCCAGAAUGAUGGUAUAUGUAAACCAUAGUAUAUUACUUAAAAGUAUUGGUAAUAUACACUAUGUAUGUACUUAAAAACGUAGGCUGUAUUCACAGCUGAAGUGAAUGGUGGCUGUUCGUGUUCAUCCAUAGGUACACGUAUAAUUGUAAUAACCAGUAACCAGUGCACAGUAAAAAAAAAGUGUUUUAUGUUGCACUAUGGUUAGGCUAAUUGCAAUAUGUAUUUUGUACAAUAAUAAAUAAAUAAAUAAAUGUAAUCUAGUGACUGAUGUAUGGGAAUGAACCUUAAAUAUUAUAGCCAAUAUAGAAUUAGUUAUUUGGUUAUGUUACUUGAAUAAAAUAAUGCAGAGAUAGAAAACUAUUUUUACUUUGUACUGCAAAGUUUGUAUAUAGAUUAUAAGAUUUUUGUAUAUUUGUCAGUUGAUUGUAUUAAGUCUAUAUAGGAAAAAAUUGUGUAACAUUAUGCUUAAUAACUUUAGCUUAUGUAUAAACAACAAUGCAUAGGUUUGUGCAACAUAGGGCACUUUCCAUUCCUUCAUGUUUUUUGAGUUAUUGUAAUUCACUAAAGUUAGGCUAUUCACAGAGUCUUUUGAUAAUAGUUAUUGAUUGCCACUGCCAUGUGCCAGUCAUUGACUCAAUAAUGCAAAAUAUUAUUUUUAUAUUAAUUAGGUUUUGUGUGUAUAGUUCAGCAUUUUAAAAUCCUGUUUUCUAUGAUGCUAGACUUGUAACACCAAGUUGUAGUUUAUAGUACCAUCAUAUCAUAUGAUAGAGCAAAAGACCUCACUAGAUAGCAUUGUAGUGUAGUAUAUAUUUUUUUUGCAUCUUUCUAGAAAACACAUUAAGGUUUACGUAAAGGACCCCUACCUUAUCUAAAUAUAAAAUGUAAUCCAAAUAGUGUCUCAUUUCCAAGGUACACAGAAUACAUAUUAUUUUAAUUGUUAGUUUAAAGAUAAUAGAGAUUAUUGAAGCUUGAAUAGCAUAAACUAUUUACUUAUUUUUAUAACAAGAUGCUCAUGCAGUGGACUUCUUGUGACACACUUCUUGGAUUAGUGUGGCUAUUUUUAAUAUUUUCUAAAUGUUGGUUCCAAAAAUAGGUGUUUAAUAGUAACAACUUUCCAACUCUUUGCUGGCUUGGAAUGUUAUUGUUUCUUUGGUCUUAGUGAUGAUGUUUAUCCGGUUGUUAUUACCAACCAAACCAACUAGGAACCAAAUUACGAUUUUGGGAUUAAUUGAACUACCAAACUUGUUUAUUAGAUUGACACACUUAAACUGCAUUGCUACUUAUAUUGUGAGAUUAUACUCAACUCUACUUGUCAGAUAAGAGCCUAGCAAUUAAAUAAUUGGCAAGAAUGUACUGUGAUAAGUUUGUAUGAGCUGCUAAAGUUGAAAUAUGUUAUUAGUGUAAACAUUGUAAUUGUAUUUUGGUUAUUCUUAGGCUAUUAAGCUUUUACUUUAAUAAAAAUAGGUUGUCCAAA
Bicyclus anynana (squinting bush brown) is the source of this 5647-nucleotide messenger RNA. RefSeq names its product BTB/POZ domain-containing protein 9 (gene BTBD9). Bases 232 to 2193 code for a protein of 653 amino acids. Gene Ontology annotation, molecular function: protein binding. Gene Ontology annotation, biological process: adult locomotory behavior; circadian behavior; modulation of chemical synaptic transmission. The transcript has 15 exons. The record is from RefSeq and is a predicted model, not a curated record. NCBI's taxonomy places the organism in Eukaryota, Metazoa, Arthropoda, Insecta, Lepidoptera, Nymphalidae.